Messenger RNA from Melanotaenia boesemani (Boeseman's rainbowfish), 3791 nucleotides. It is a transcript of the gene zbtb40, whose product is annotated as zinc finger and BTB domain containing 40. The record is from RefSeq and is a predicted model, not a curated record. Bases 236 to 2764 code for a protein of 842 amino acids. Gene Ontology annotation, molecular function: RNA polymerase II cis-regulatory region sequence-specific DNA binding; DNA-binding transcription factor activity, RNA polymerase II-specific; protein binding. Gene Ontology annotation, cellular component: nucleus. Gene Ontology annotation, biological process: regulation of transcription by RNA polymerase II. The transcript has 12 exons. NCBI's taxonomy places the organism in Eukaryota, Metazoa, Chordata, Actinopteri, Atheriniformes, Melanotaeniidae.
UUUGGUGUGGAAGCUACAUGUCAGAUGGUUGAAAACAUGAACAAAUGAUCUGAGUCAGCGUUUUACUUCGAAACAGUUCCUACCGUUUCUCAAUAACAUUAGCAUCUUUAGCUAAAGCUAAACCUUUAUAAGCAUUUUAUUAGUGACUGAACAUGUGAAAUCUAAACCAGACCUCUCACUGCUGGUGAAAACAGAAAGUGUGCUGUUUGUCUGAGCAUACGGAGCAUCAAUCAUCAUGAUGGAGCUGCCCAACUACAGCAGCCAGCUGAUGCAGCAGUUGUGGGCCCUCAGGAAGGAGGGCCUCUUCUGUGACUGCACCAUUCAUGUGGGGGAUCAUCAUCACCAUGCACAUAAAAUAGUUCUGGCUGCCUCCAGCAUGCUCUUCAGGUCCCUCCUGGAUGGCUCUGACACCAUCUCCAUCGACACCACCGUGGUUUCCUCCCAGGAGUUCUCCUGCCUCUUGGACAUUGUCUACACCGGAAAGUUGCCUAUGGGCAAACACAACGUCAGUCGCAUCGUUGCUGCUGCCGACAGUCUGCAGAUGUUUGACGUUGCCGUUGGGUUUAAAAAUGUCCUCACCACCCUGGUAAACCAGCAAGGCCCUGUCUCAGUCCAUUCAACACAAAACACAACCCUCACUGUGAUCAACAAACUCCAGACUGGGAACUGUGAAGGCUCAACCUCCCCAGAGAAGGAGCACCCGACUUCAGUUAAGAUGGAGGUGAGGGAAAAACAAUCUGAUGGUGGUGGUGAAGUCAAUGAAGACGUACCAGCUUGUAAAAGAGCCUGUGUGGAGAUUUCUGACAACUCAGGGCUGGAAGAGGACAAACCCUCAGGGAGUACAGUGGAAGGAAAGAAGCCGUCCUGUGGUCCUGCAGCUGGUCUUCUCCACCAUUCAUCUUUGAUCGUGGAGCUCCUCACCAACACAUCUUCUGUCCUAGAGCUGCUGAGCCAGGCAGCACAGAGCAGUCUGGAUGAACAGGACAAAGAGGUGGUGUGUGAGUGCUGCAAGGAGGCAGAUCCCAGCUCAGCUUUGGAGAAGCUGAUGAGCCGAGCGAGGGAUGGAGUGAUCCAUGAGAGAGUUCUUCUUCAGCUGCUCCGGACCAUGCAGCAGAGAUCUCCAGCCUGCUUCCCCCCACCGCUGCUCCCUUUGCUGGACGACACGGAGAAGAACACAUCACAGCCAGCUGAAGACCACCUUGAAGCUGAGUCAGAACAGCGGGAUAACUCUAACUCCGAAGUAAAUCUGGAGCAAACAGAUGAAGCUGAAGGCAGUAAGGCUCAGAGGGAAGAGGAUGUGUCGUUGGAUUCUCCUACUUCCUGCUCCUCCAAGCGUUACUCCUGCCGCUGGUGCAAGAAGAGUUUUGAUUACAAGUGUCGAAUGCUGGCUCAUAUGAAGCGCUGCUCCAUGUCCCAGGACUGCGAGCAGCAGUGUCCACAGUGUCCCGAGAAGAUGGCCACCCUGCGAGCUCUGCAGCGCCACCGGGCGGAGGUCCACAGCAGCACCACACGGGUCAAGAAGAAGGUGGCCUGUGAUCUCUGUGGAAGAAACUUUGCCCACACAUCAGGUAUGAUCUACCACAAACGGACGGAGCACUUUGAAGAGAAGCCGUUUGCCUGUGAGGACUGUGGUGCCAAGUUUGGUGCCAAGUCGUCUCUGAAGAAUCACAUGCGUCUGCACACCGGAGAGAAACCUUACCACUGCACACACUGCGACAUCAGCUUCAGCGUGGCUGCUGCACUGGCUUAUCACACCAAGAAGAAACACUCUGAGGGGAAGAUGUAUGUGUGUCAGUACUGCAAGGCUGUCUUCGCUCAGUCCAUCGAGUUGACUCGCCAUGUCCGGACACACACUGGAGACCGGCCUUAUGUGUGUCGGGAAUGUGGGAAAGGCUACAGCCAGGCUAGUGGGCUCACCGUCCACCUGCACACCUUCCACAACCUGUCAGAUCCACACGACUGUCAGAAGUGUUGUCUCAGCUUCCACUCGCUGGAGGAGCAUCAGCAGCACAUCCAGGAAUUCCACCCAAAGGAGUUCCACAAGUGCUCCACAUGCAACAAGGUGUUCCCCAGCGCCGCCCUGCUGGACAAACAUCAGGUCACACACUCUGGAAGCAAACCCUUCAGCUGUGACCUGUGCAGCAAAUCCUACCAGCAACUGUCAGGCCUCUGGUACCACAACAGGACCAACCACGCAGAUGUGUUUGCCAGCCACGGCCGGCAGAUCAAGACUCUGGUCCAGUGUGACAUCUGCAUGAAGUUCUUCCCCAGCACGGAGACUUUAGCCAAACACCAAGCUGCUGAGCACCAAGACUCUGAGACGUCAGUGCUGCGCUGUCUCUACUGCAAAGCUGAUCUGGACGAGGAGAAGCUGCAGGAGCACAUCUGCAGUCAGAGCAUCAGCCAGAGCGGAAAAGCCUUCAGCUGCCCGCUCUGCUCCCUGAUCUGCAUCUCCCAGCUGGAGCUGCAGGAGCACCUGCUCUCCUGCCACAUGGAGGCUCAGCAGGAGGCUGGGGAGGAGGAGCAGGCCUCCACUUCCUACGCGGUGAUCUCAGCGGACUCAAUAAGAAGCAGAGAGGAGGGGGCGGAGCCAAACAUCCUACCUGAAGAGCAGAGGCUGCUGGGAGCUGGUCAGCAGGUGCUUGUAGCUCUUAGAGGUGGAGGAGAGCGUAGAUCUCUGGGGGACGUGGUGAACAUGUAUGACCUGCUGAACAACUCCGUCACCUUCGUGUGCCAGGACAAAGCUUCAGCUCCAGACUCAUAACGGGAAAUUUGUCCUAAGAGGCUCACCGUAUCCUCAUACUGAUAUUCAGGGAGGAAGAUCUAUAAGUUAUUUAUUGACACAGCCUUGUUUCUCUGGCCUGAGUUACAGCUGUUUGGGACAUGCAUGUAGCACCACCUGCUGACUGCACCACACUCUGUCUUUGCUGUAGGACAUUUAUCAGUUUUAUUCUGAGAUGAAAAUAAAUCUGAAGGAAGGAAUUUUCACUUUACAUUAAAUAACACCAUCAAAACCAGUUCAGUAGUUUAUAUGUUUUAUUUAUUCCAGAACAACCAAAUGUUGCUGACAGAUAAGUUCAGAGCUCCGUGUGAUUACCUGAUAAAUGCUGAUAAAGACUGAAACAGCAGAGACCUGAGUAACUGAUUUAGCACAGAACAUCCAGGAUUCCUUCCAGGAGUAAAACAGCUUCUGAAGGCAAACAUCUCAAAGGAAAUCUUCGCUUCAGGAUCAGAGGAGUCGGCACGGACAUCAGACGUGAACAAGUCAGACCAGCACACAGAAGCACUGACAACACCUGAUGUUUACAGACACAAGAGGAGUUUCAGGAGCAUCCAGGGACAGAAAACCAUCUUUCCCUGAGAUUCAUCUAUUGAUCUGCUGUGUGUUGUCACACAGGAACACAUCACUGCUGAGUGGGAUCCAGGAAGUUAUCAGAAACGGCAGGUUGGACACACUGUUGAAGGAUCAGUACAACAGGACAGAUUUGGACGUGGACAACAAUUCAAUCUGAAGAAAAGACUUAAAAGUUUCUUUAAAAUAUAAUAAAAAAUGCAAAUUGUUAGGCUGUUCUGAACCUCAUAUUCAGCUUAGUGUCCUCCUUGGCCCAAAUGUGCAUUUAUGUUUGGACCAAAUUUGGCCUUAACUUACGGCCAGAACCCAACCACAUGUGGCCUACCACAAAGUUCUGCGGACAGAUGAGUCAAAAACUGAAUUAUUUGACAUGUUUGGAGCAAACCAGAUCCAGCAUUUUAGGAACAGACAUCUUUCCUUUAAAAAAAACACAAAACAA